Messenger RNA from Penicillium malachiteum, 978 nucleotides. Its product is annotated as cyclin-dependent serine/threonine-protein kinase phoA. The transcript has 3 exons. Gene Ontology annotation, cellular component: nucleus; cytoplasm. The coding region runs from base 1 to 978 and encodes 325 amino acids. NCBI's taxonomy places the organism in Eukaryota, Fungi, Ascomycota, Eurotiomycetes, Eurotiales, Aspergillaceae. Gene Ontology annotation, biological process: protein phosphorylation. Gene Ontology annotation, molecular function: cyclin-dependent protein serine/threonine kinase activity; ATP binding. The record is from RefSeq and is a predicted model, not a curated record.
AUGGAUAAAUCCCAGCAGCCCAGCUCUUUCCAGCAGCUGGAAAAGCUAGGUGAAGGCACUUAUGCUACCGUCUUCAAAGGACGUAAUCGCCAAACCGGCGAGAUGGUUGCGUUGAAGGAAAUCCACCUAGACUCUGAGGAGGGUACCCCAUCCACCGCCAUCCGUGAGAUCUCGUUGAUGAAGGAACUGAAACAUGAGAGUAUCGUAUCGCUCUACGAUGUUAUUCACACAGAGAAUAAGCUCAUGCUGGUGUUCGAAUUCAUGGACCGGGAUCUCAAGAGAUACAUGGACACUCGAGGCGAUCGCGGACAACUUGACCCCGCCACCAUCAAAUCCUUCAUGCACCAGCUUCUGAAAGGAAUCGCUUUUUGCCACGAGAACCGAGUUCUCCACCGCGAUUUGAAGCCCCAGAACCUGUUGAUCAACAAGAAGGGUCAGCUGAAGUUGGGAGAUUUCGGUUUGGCGAGAGCAUUCGGUAUCCCAGUUAACACAUUCUCCAACGAAGUCGUCACCCUGUGGUACCGAGCCCCCGAUGUCCUCCUCGGCAGUCGCACUUACAACACUAGCAUCGAUAUCUGGUCCGCCGGCUGUAUCAUGGCAGAGAUGUACACGGGUCGUCCGCUUUUCCCAGGCACAACCAAUGAGGAUCAGUUGCUGAAGAUUUUCCGAUUGAUGGGAACACCGUCUGAACGGUCGUGGCCUGGUAUUUCCCAGCUGCCCGAAUACAAGCCAACCUUCCAUGUCUAUGCGACCCAAGACCUGAGCUUGAUUCUCCCUCAGAUCGACCAACUUGGUCUGGAUCUGUUGAAUCGGAUGCUUCAGCUACGCCCGGAGAUGCGUAUCAGUGCCAGUGAUGCCCUGCAGCACCCAUGGUUCCACGAUCUGCCUCAGGUUCAGGCUCAGUUGCAGCAGAAACAGCAGCAACAACAGCAGAUGGGCGGAUAUGGGGGUAUGGUUCCACCUCAGUCCGCCUAUUAG